AUGUCGCUUGAGGAGCGGGAGCUCUUGCAUGUCGUUGCUGAGGAUGAGGAAGGGGUUGUUGCUGAGGUCUUCGUGUACAGCGAUGACACGAUGCUUUCGCUGCGGCGUGCGGUUUGCAGCGCGGCCAAGCUUCAGCACCUGGCCCUGAAGUUCGAGGGCUCGCACGUGGCCAUGCAUCAUACGCUCCAGGCUGCGGGGCUUCAGAACCACUCAGUGGUGCAGAUCACCCCGAUCCAUGAGGUGGGCCUUGCAUCCGCCUCUUCGGAUGGCAUGGUUUUCUUCUGGGAUGCACUCAGUGGCAAGCGCGUGGAGUCCUUGAGGGGACACAGCGACGCCAUCCUGGGCGUUUCCUUCUCUGCAUCGGGCAAGCUCUUGGCCACCUGCAGCGCCGACUGCACGGGCAAAGUCUGGGAAACUUUGACCGGCAAAGGCCUUACAACGCUUCUGGGCCACGAAGACUGGGUCACCUGCGUGGCUUUCGAUGCCUCCGAAGCCUUGGCCGUCACCGCCAGCUUAGACUGCAGCGCCAGGAUUUGGGAAGUUGCCAGCGGCAGGUGUCUGCAGACCUUGCCCGGCGGUGUUAGCCCGGUCUUCUGGGCCAGCUUUGCGCCCGAGGAGGAAGAACUGGCCACAGCUGGCCUCAGUGCUCAGACGGAUCAGAAAACGAGUUGCAUUGACAAAAAGUUUUUCAAAGGUGCAGACAAUACGGCCACCAUCUGGAGUCUCACCGGCCAGGUGCAGACAGUCCUCGAAGGCCAUGAGGACAAUGUGACCUGCGUGACCUUUUCCCCGGAUGGCUUGCGGCUUGUGACCGCCUCGCAGGAUCGCAAGGCCAAGCUUUGGGAGGCCGCUGCGGGCUCUUGCAUCCGAGACUUCCAUGGGCAUACGGACACGGUGCAGUCCGCGUUGUUCUCCGGCGACGGCCGUCUGGUGCUAACGGCCUCAUUGGACCGCACAGCAAAGGUUUGGGAGAGCCAAACCGGGGAUUGCUUGCGCACAUUAGUAGGGCAUUCGGGCUCGGUGCUCUUCGCUGCGUUCUCUGCGGACGGCGCCUUCGUGGCCACAGCCGCAAGGGAUGCCACGGUUCGGACCUGGGACACCAAGACGGGCCGCAGCCGAUGCCUGCUGGAGGGCCACCGCGCCAAGGUGAACGCUAUCUCCUUCGUCGCCUUCUGA
This is a messenger RNA of Symbiodinium pilosum, 1176 nucleotides long. The record is from the annotation of a GenBank genome assembly. Lineage: Eukaryota; Dinophyceae; Suessiales; Symbiodiniaceae.